AUGAAUCUCUUUUUAGAGGUCGUCGAAAGUACAACCAAAAGACUUCUUCUUGAUGACUUUAUGGAGAGUCUUGAUGAUGCUCGUCGUAAAAUUAAUUAUGGCGAACGUGACAAUGGACCAAGGGUUUUUGGCAUGGCUGAAGAAAGAUCCAGGAAAGUCAAAAUGUUUGUUGUGGAAAAGAAAGAUCGAUAUUCUCUGCUUUCUCUUUUGCUUGAACACGUGGAUAAGAAUAGUGAUAUCAAUAGUGAUGGUUGGAAAGCUUUUUCUGGACUGGGUAUUGUGUUUAACGACUAUAAGGUCGUAAAUCAUUCAGAAAAUUUUAUUAACCCCAAUACUCGUUGUCAAACUCAAUUAAUUGGGUGUGUUUUGGGUCAAGCAAAAUUGAAGAUUGUUACAUCACAUUGUGACAAUACUAAAAUGUAA
Hepatospora eriocheir is the source of this 423-nucleotide messenger RNA. The record is from the annotation of a GenBank genome assembly. NCBI's taxonomy places the organism in Eukaryota, Fungi, Microsporidia, Hepatosporidae.